ACACCACCGGAAGUGUACCUUACAACCCGGAAGUUUUAGUGCACCCCGGUGAGCAGUCCGAGUUUAUCUUCGUUUAACCGAGUCUGUCCGGGCAUGUUCUGGAUUAAAGCUUCAUUUUAAAGGUUGGAGUGGCUGCUGAACCAGCAGGCAGUCAUGGCUCACAUCACCAUCAACCAGUACCUGCAGCAGGUUUACGAGGCCAUCGACAACCGCGAGGGCCCGUUCUGCGCCGAGCUGCUGUCCUUUAAACACCCGCAUGUCGCCAACCCCCGGCUCCAGCUGGCCAGUCCAGAAGAAAAGUGCCAGCAGCUCCUGGAGCCGCCGUAUGAUGAGAUGGUCGCCGCUCACCUCAGGUGUACCUACGCAGUGGCCAAUCACGACUUUGUUGAAGCCUACAAGUUCCAGACGCUCGUCGUUCAAUCCUUCCUGAGGGCCUUCCAGUCCCACAAAGAGGAGAACUGGGCUCUCUCGGUGAUGUUCGCCGUCACUCUGGAUCUCAGAGUAUUUGCCAACAAUGCGGAGCAGCAGCUGCAGAAGAAGAGUAAAGGCCAGCCCGGAGAGAUGCUGGAGAAAGCAGCCGAGCAGCUGAUGAGCUGCUUCAGAGUGUGCGCCAGCGACAAUCGCGCUGGGAUCGAGGACUCGAAGAAGUGGGGGAUGAUGUUUCUGAGCAACCAGCUCUUCAAGAUCUACUUCAAGAUCAAUAAGCUGCACCUGUGUAAGCCUCUGAUCAGAGCCAUCGACAGCUCCAACCUGAAGAACGACUACAGUCCCGCUCAGAAGGUCACCUACAAGUACUACGUGGGCCGCAAAGCCAUGUUCGACAGCGACUUCAAGCCAGCCGAGGAGUCACUUUCUUACGCCUUCCACCACUGUCAUCGCUCGAGCCAGAAGAACAAGAGGAUGAUCCUCAUCUACCUGCUGCCCGUCAAGAUGCUGCUGGGUCACAUGCCGACUCAUCAGCUCCUGAGGAAAUAUGACCUCAUGCAGUUUGCCGACGUCACCAAAGGCGUGAGUGAAGGGAACCUGCUGCUGCUGAACGAGGCUUUGUCCAAACACGAGACCUUCUUCAUCCGCUGUGGGAUCUUCCUCAUCCUGGAGAAGCUGAAGAUCAUCACCUACAGGAACCUCUUCAAGAAAGUGUAUCUGUUGUUGAGGACUCACCAGCUGCCUCUGGACGCCUUCCUGGUGGCUCUGAAGAUGAUGCAGGUGGAGGACGUCGACAUCGACGAGGUGCAGUGUAUCCUCGCCAACCUGAUCUACAUGGGUCACAUCAAAGGUUACAUCUCCCAUCAGCACCAGAAACUUGUGGUCAGUAAACAGAAUCCAUUCCCUCCUCUGUCCUCAGUCUCCUAGACUACGUUACCCACAAUCCCCUCUGGCCGUGACGCUCCAAAGGAAACUUUUCUUCCAUUCAGUCAAUAAUUUUUUUAUUUUGUACUGUAAAAAGUGUUGAAUAAAACAGAUGCUGGUUUGUA
Micropterus salmoides (largemouth bass) is the source of this 1475-nucleotide messenger RNA. RefSeq names its product PCI domain containing 2 (gene pcid2). Gene Ontology annotation, cellular component: transcription export complex 2. The record is from RefSeq and is a predicted model, not a curated record. Bases 154 to 1353 code for a protein of 399 amino acids. Gene Ontology annotation, molecular function: double-stranded DNA binding; RNA binding. NCBI's taxonomy places the organism in Eukaryota, Metazoa, Chordata, Actinopteri, Centrarchiformes, Centrarchidae. The transcript is spliced from 15 exons. Gene Ontology annotation, biological process: post-transcriptional tethering of RNA polymerase II gene DNA at nuclear periphery; transcription elongation by RNA polymerase II; poly(A)+ mRNA export from nucleus.